Molecule: messenger RNA, 1159 nt
Organism: Musca vetustissima
Lineage: Eukaryota; Metazoa; Arthropoda; Insecta; Diptera; Muscidae
Gene: wds
Product: protein will die slowly
Exons: 3
Coding region: 16-1071 (351 amino acids)
Cellular component (GO): Set1C/COMPASS complex
Molecular function (GO): histone binding
Source: RefSeq, a predicted model, not a curated record
AAGAACAAGGACAAAAUGGUACCAAUAGGACCAGUGCAUGGUGGUCAUCCAGGAGUACAUGCUCCCCAGCCCAUACCACCGGCCGGACCCAAUACACUACAAUCUUCACAGUCGAGUGGUAAUACAUCGGCCUCAUCGAACAAGUCAUCAUUGUCCAUCAAACCAAACUAUACUUUGAAAUUUACUUUGGCCGGUCACACCAAGGCAGUGUCUGCCGUGAAAUUCUCGCCCAAUGGUGAAUGGUUGGCCAGUUCAUCUGCUGAUAAAUUAAUAAAAAUUUGGGGUGCCUAUGAUGGCAAAUUUGAGAAAACCAUUUCGGGGCACAAAUUGGGCAUCAGCGAUGUUGCCUGGUCUUCCGAUUCAAGGCUUUUGGUAAGCGGCAGUGAUGACAAAACCUUGAAGGUGUGGGAGCUAAGCUCUGGCAAAUGUCUGAAGACCCUUAAGGGUCACAGCAAUUAUGUAUUCUGUUGUAAUUUCAAUCCGCAAUCUAAUCUCAUAGUGUCUGGUAGUUUUGAUGAGUCCGUACGUAUUUGGGAUGUGAGGACUGGCAAGUGUUUGAAGACACUGCCCGCCCAUUCCGAUCCAGUGUCAGCGGUACAUUUCAAUCGUGACGGCUCACUGAUUGUUAGCUCCAGUUAUGAUGGUCUUUGUCGUAUUUGGGAUACGGCCAGUGGUCAAUGUUUGAAGACCCUCAUAGACGAUGAUAAUCCACCCGUUAGUUUUGUUAAAUUCUCGCCCAACGGAAAGUAUAUUUUGGCCGCUACACUUGACAACACAUUGAAAUUGUGGGACUACUCCAAGGGGAAAUGUUUGAAAACCUAUACAGGCCACAAAAAUGAAAAGUAUUGCAUAUUUGCCAACUUUUCGGUGACAGGAGGAAAGUGGAUUGUAUCGGGCAGCGAGGACAACAUGGUUUACAUCUGGAAUUUACAAUCGAAGGAGGUGGUUCAAAAACUCCAAGGGCACACAGACACCGUAUUGUGUACGGCCUGCCACCCCACGGAAAACAUAAUUGCAUCGGCCGCUUUGGAAAAUGACAAAACCAUAAAAUUAUGGAAAAGCGAUACAUAAUUAUUUAAGAAUUCUUCUAUCAUCAGCAUAAUUUGUAUUUUAAUUUUAGUAAUUUUUCGUAACUUAAGGCAUAAACAAACAAAAAGGA